Molecule: messenger RNA, 1775 nt
Organism: Scophthalmus maximus (turbot)
Lineage: Eukaryota; Metazoa; Chordata; Actinopteri; Pleuronectiformes; Scophthalmidae
Product: ADP-ribosylation factor-like protein 3
Exons: 5
Coding region: 905-1537 (210 amino acids)
Biological process (GO): cilium assembly
Cellular component (GO): microtubule cytoskeleton; cytoplasm
Molecular function (GO): GTPase activity; GTP binding
Source: RefSeq, a predicted model, not a curated record
UAUCACGAUUCGCAUUACAAAUUGAAAGAUUUGGUGCUUAUAUUUUGACUUAUCACUAGAAAAUAUCCAUCUGUAUUUCUGCAUUUAGUCACUGCUUUGAUUUCUGUAUUUCAACACAGAUUUCCUUUAAGUGCAGGCAAGUUAGAUGAAUUCAUAUUUAUAAUACAUUUUACAAAAUGUGUGAAAUGAGAUAAGAUGAAAAUGUAUUGAUCAACGGGCAAAAUACCUGUCAAAAAGACGUAAACAAAAGAAAAGGCAAUAAAUAGAAUAAAAUGAAAUAAAAACAGAGUAUAAGAAAUACAUAAUAUACACAGUAUGUACAUAAUAUAUACAAACAAAGUGCAGUGGCACAUGAUGAUUACAAACCACAUAUGAUAAUGUUUAAAAUUCAAGAAAAGAAUAACAACUGACUUACUUUUUUAAGGAUGUGCACAGAAAUGUGUUGAAAAUAUGAAUGCAUGUAUCGAUUUGUCAAAUGACAGGUCAUCUGUUAAUACGUACACAGCAGCACAUGGCAUGCAGGUGACAGUGAGUUUGUCAUGUUAACAGAAAACACUGCAAGGUAAAUAGAUUGAGCUAAAGCCUCCCCUACCACCUCCUGGACACAAGCCAGUCACUAGGCCUAAUCAUGGCUGACCAAUGAGAGCUGUUGGCCCGCUACAUGUGUCGGCCGCCUCAAGCGACUGACAGCUAAAUCCUCGUGCUCAAAAUGGUUCUUGCCGUAGGGCGGGUGUUCAUCCUCCUGUGAACACUUUUUUUCAUUCUUCUGCCAAACCUUGACACCAGACUGGCCCAUUAAUGCCGUUUGCAGACCGCACAGGGCGCCAGCCGGCCUCUUAUUCAAGCCUUUACCUAAUACAGAUAAGGCCAUGAAUCUGGGACAGUCAAUUUUUUUGGUGAGGCAAUGCCUGCAGCGUUCCCUCUGAUAUGUCGUCUACUAAGCUGCUGUUGUUCAUCACGACCAAUAACUUGUACUCUGACCAAACCGCAGGGCCUGCUGUCCAUUCUUCGGAGACUGAAGCAGUCUCCUGAACAGGAGGUGCGCUUACUGUUGUUAGGUCUGGACAACGCUGGAAAGACCACUCUGCUGAAACAGCUGGCAGCGGAAGAUAUCAGCCACAUCACCCCUACUCAAGGCUUCAAUAUAAAGAGCGUUCAGUCUGCCGGCUUCAAGUUGAAUGUUUGGGACAUAGGAGGUCAACGCAAGAUCCGCCCCUACUGGAGGAACUAUUUCGAGAACACAGAUGUGCUGAUCUACGUGAUUGACAGCUCAGACAAGAAAAGGUUUGAAGAGACAAGUCUGGAGCUGGCUGAGUUGCUGGAGGAGGAGAAGCUUGCUGCCGUGCCGCUGCUAAUCUUCGCUAACAAGCAGGACUUGAUGACGGCCAGCCCGGCCUCUGAGCUGGCAGAGAGUCUCAGUCUGCACACCAUCCGGGAUCGCAUGUGGCAGGUCCAGGCCUGCUCGGCAGUCACUGCUGAGGGAGUUCAGGAUGGCAUGACCUGGGUUUGCAGGAAUAUAACAUUUCGGAAGAAAUAAACGAGGAAGCAAAAGAAUUUGCAGUUGCACUUUACAAUUGACCCAUUCAGUGAUUUUUAUGUUAGGACAAGGAGCUUACAGAUUAUGUUAUUUAUUUUUUUUAAAUGACUAUCAUUUCUCCCACUUCAGGAAACAUUUAGUAGAACAAGUCAUUACAGUGAUUCCCCCUCCUUAUUUUAUUAACCUUGUCAAUGCAUACAUUGAAAUGUAAAUACUGUAUAAAGGAUAUUUAUUCAAA